AAACAGACCGGCUGAAGACGUUAUAUCAAGAGUUUGGUGGGAGCACUUCUAUGCAUGGUAUUGGCGGAGUACUGACCACCAACCCCACAUGGAAGCGAGUUAUGUGGUCAGUGGUGUUUCUGCUAGGUGUCGGAUUUUCCGUCUACCAGUUUGUGCUCACUAUGGCUGACUACUAUAGCUAUCCAGUUACAACAGUGGUCACCUUGAAACAAGAAAAUACUGCGAUCUUUCCAGCGAUCACGAUUUGUAACCUGAAUCAAAAGAGGAAGUCGAAGAUGGAUGAGUCUCUGGUAUAUGCGACCGGAACGUUAGAAGAGGUAGAGGCCUCUCCUGAUGACGCUAUUAUGAAGGGGUUGCUUCGUCAAGAUUUUUUGGACAAUGGCGACGUAGCUGACCAUAAAAUUUCGGACAUGCUGAUCAAAUGUUUGUUUAACAAACGGCGGUGUUCUGAAGUCAACUUCACUAGAACUGACACUGCGACCUGUGGGACAUGUUAUACCUUCGAAAUAACUGAUCCCCUUCUACAGUGCGUAAAUAGACCCGGUCCACAAAAUGGAUUGACACUGGAAGUCAACAUCGAGCUCUAUGAAUAUCUGCCUGUAUCUAUUAAAGCCGGGGUCUAUGUCAUUGUACACUCACAAGAUGAAACUCCCUUUCCGGAAGAUGGCGGGAUUCUAGCACAUCCUGGUGUUGUCACCAGUAUUGGGAUUAGGCAGGAAAUAACUCAACGACUGCCUUCACCGUACAGCAACUGUAUCAGUGCAAACGGACAAAGCAGCUCUCAACGUAGUUUGUUCCCAAAUAAGAGGUACAUGCAAAAUGCUUGCCUGAAAUCCUGUCUUCAGAUGGCAGUGUAUGAGAGCUGUAAAUGCUGUACUGUAGACCUGCCCUGUGAUUAUUAUAAAAUGUUAAAUGUGGAUAAGACAACAAUAAAUGCUAAUCGCAGUCUGAGACUGUGUGAAAGUUUUGAGGAAUAUUUGUGUGAACUAACAGUUGAAGAUCAGUUUUUGAAAAGUGAACUGGGUUGUGGUGAAAGGUGUCCUCCUGCGUGUGAUCGCACCACGUUUGAUACCGUCGUCUCAUCUGCCUUGUGGCCAUCUGACCUCACUUCAAAGUCUUUCUUGAAAACAGUUAAUGGCUCGCUGGUACAAAACAUGUCUUUCACAAACAGUAAUUCUUUCGAAAGAUUUGUCCAAUCCAACUUUUUAAGGCUUGAAAUCUUUUUAAAUAGUAUGGAGUUCAAAGAGUUUACUACACAGGCUAAGUACGACUGGAACUUGCUGCUGGGAACUGUUGGUGGGCUUCUGGGGCUUUGGUUGGGGUUCUCUCUGUUGACUGCUAUGGAGAUAGUCGAGGUGCUGAUUGAUACUGUGAUUUAUUGCACACACGGACGGGGCAAGCAAACGAACACUCAAAUUGAAUAA
Messenger RNA from Candidula unifasciata, 1424 nucleotides. NCBI's taxonomy places the organism in Eukaryota, Metazoa, Mollusca, Gastropoda, Stylommatophora, Geomitridae. The record is from the annotation of a GenBank genome assembly.